Owenia fusiformis is the source of this 1307-nucleotide messenger RNA. The record is from the annotation of a GenBank genome assembly. NCBI's taxonomy places the organism in Eukaryota, Metazoa, Annelida, Polychaeta, Sabellida, Oweniidae.
AUGGGUAUAAAAAGGGGUAACAUUGUCAUUACGGGGUCGAAACUCAGAGAUCGAAAUUACGGGGUCGAAAUCCGGGAGUUGAACUACAAGAACGUCUACGCUACUGCACGUCUAAGCCAAGAGCUGCUCAACAAUACAAUCCCAUCAGAUCCCACGGAGUCCAAUGAAGCAAGUCACGUGAUACGUCAUAUGAUUGAAAUCCCACGUUGCCCCAUGGAAAGAAUGAAGAUGUUCAUUCUCAUCGAUGGGGCAAGAUGGGACUCCGUGGGCAAAAUCCGACGGAGUCCCAUGGAGUCCCACGGACUUCAUGGGGCAAAAUCCCAAAAGGUCCCACCCACGAGGUCCCACGCAAUGUUAAGUCUAUGGAGGUCCCAACUUGGUGUAUACCAGUGUAAAAGGGGCCAGGGGGAAGCUACGUUCAGGGAAAACAUGCAGACCAUUCACCAAAAGAUGAAAUGGAAGUUGUCUGCAACUACGGGUGGUUCGGGGGAUUUUAUGUCUCCUGGAUUCAAUGCCUUUGGCGGUGUGUGGCAUUUGACGUGCUCCAAGACGCAUGGAGCCCUAGUGAAGGUGGGCUUGGUUCUCACCCGAACUACCCUAGAACUGGACGUCCAGUUUGAGAUAAGUACAAGAACAAGUUCCGGGGGUGAGGACGACUUUCUCUUUAGAGAUCAAAAGGUCUUUGCCGAAAACAACCACAGGUCAAAAAACAUUUUCUCUGCAGAGUAUGACGAAAUCGAUGUUUUUUUACACCUCAUAAAUUACAAAAAGUAGUUGUUCUUAUGUUUUCAUAACAAAAUGCUUUAAUUGUGUUACGUUUCGUUUAAUUUCAUCUUUUUCAAGCACCUUCAAUGAUGUCAACGUACGAUUCAUUUAUUUAUACUGAUUGAAACCCUGUUGAGGCUUACCUCAGAGCAAAUAUAUCUGACGGAUAUCGUAUGAAUAAUUGCUCUUCUUCUUGGAAUGAAAGGUACUAGUAAUUCAUAACAGGUAACCUUUUCAAAAAUCAUCGUUUUGGCCAAAGACCUUUUGAUCUUUAAUCAACCGUUAACACAGCAUACCCAUGGCCAAUAUUUCCUAGGCGCAGUUAGCCAUGACAUUACAACGAAGUCAAACAAAUACUACAACCACUGCCUGGCCACUAGCGCAGCCACCACGAGCGCAACCACCACUAACAUUAUCAUGAUUGUGUAGUUUGUUGUAUACAUAACUGUAUUAUUAUUAUCCUUUAAUUUGACUGUAUGUAAACAGAGUUACGUUUUUAGAAACAUAUUUUAAGAAGAGAAUUUCCGUAUUGGAACGAGACG